AUGCUCUCCUGGAUCCCACGACCCGUAAACGCCCUCAUCCUCCUCUGCGAUAGACCCAUCUACCUCGCCGCGCGGUCUCGCGUCGAACACAGCAUACCCGAGUAUCUCGGCAGCGGGGCGGACGAGCCUGUGUUGUGGAUGAAGCAGACGAUCGGACAUGCGUGUGGGCUCAUGGCAUUGCUACAUGUGGUGGUCAAUUUGGAGAAUGGAAGAUAUGUCCUGGCGGGAUCGGAAUUGGAGAAGAUUGUGAAGAGCGCGGUUGGAUUGGGGCCGGUGGAGAGAGCGCGACUUUUGUACGAUUCGAGGUUUUUGGAAGAGGCGCAUAUGGAUGCGGCAUCGGAAGGGUGCUCAAUCGUGCCUUUGCCGCAGGAGGAAUGUGGGUUUCAUUUUAUUGCUUUUGUUAAGAAAGAUGGAAAGGUUUGGGAGUUGAAUGGAGGCAUGAAUGGUCCAUUAUUGCGAGGUGAAUUGGAAGGGGACUUGUUGGGAGAAGAAGGGUUGGAUAUGACGUACCCUCAAGACUAUCCUGCAAUGACCACAAUUCUCGUCACCGGAGCCACAGGCAGACAAGGAGGCUCCGUAAUUAGCAACCUUCUGGCCAAAAAUGCCCCUUUUAAUCUCCUCGCCGUGACACGUGACAUCAAAUCUACUUCAGCGAAGAACCUUGCCCAGAAGUCUCCUAAUAUCACAUUGAUCCAAGGCAAUCUUGACAACCCAGCUGCCAUCUUCGAGAAUGUAAAGCGUCAAACCUCAACCCCAGUUUGGGGCGUGUUUAGUGUUCAAACCGCUAAUCCCAGACAUGACAACGAAAGACGCCAAGGAUUCGCUCUGGUAGACGAGUCCAUUAAACAAGGUGUCAAGUAUUUCGUAUACAGCUCCGUCGACCGCGGCGGCGAGAGAUCAGACCAAAACCCAACCCAAGUCCCUCAUUUCAUUUUCAAACACGAGAUUGAGAGGCAUCUCAAGGAGAAAGCAAAAGGGACCGAUAUGGAAUGGACGAUUCUCCGCCCCGUUGCCUUUUUUGAGAAUUUCACACCGGACUACGUCGGGAAGGUAUUUAUGACUGCAUGGCAGAUGACUCUGAAGGGGAAGCCUCUACAGCUUAUUGCCACAAGCGACAUUGGGUUCUUUGCUGCCGCGGCAUUCUUAAAUCCCGAGGCAUCGAAGAAUCAUGCUUCCUCGCUUGCUGGCGAUGAGUUAACGUUUGAUGAAAUGUCGACGAUUUUCAAGAAAUCGACUGGCAAGAAUGUGCCGACCACUUUCAGGAUUCCGGUUUGGCUGAUGAUGGUUGCUGUCAAAGAGCUGGGUAUCAUGUUCAAAUGGUUUCAUGAUGAGGGAUAUGGUGCGGAUAUUCCGGCUUUGAAAAAGCUGAAUCCUGGCUCGAAGAACUUUGGGGAAUGGUUGAAGGAGGAUAGCCAGUUCGAGACACGAUAG
Molecule: messenger RNA, 1431 nt
Organism: Penicillium digitatum Pd1
Lineage: Eukaryota; Fungi; Ascomycota; Eurotiomycetes; Eurotiales; Aspergillaceae
Biological process (GO): ubiquitin-dependent protein catabolic process
Cellular component (GO): nucleus
Molecular function (GO): cysteine-type deubiquitinase activity
Source: RefSeq, a predicted model, not a curated record